UUCAAGGUGACCAAAUUUCAACCAAGAAAAUUUCCCCCUCUUUGUCUAAGGCUUAAAGCUAAAGCUCUUAUGCUCCUCUCAAUUCUAAGGCUCUGUUGCACUUACUCAAAACAAACACCAUGAUCUCACCGACCGAAAUCCAAUCGAGGAGCGCAAAACCAGCAAAAGCAACAAACACCCACAAAAAAAUUUACUGCCAAAAAGGAAAAUCUAUCAUUUCUUUCUACCCAAGUUAUGGCCUUGGAUUGGCUUCUCCGGCCAGUUUCUCCUGUGUUCAUCAUCGUUUUUGUCCUCCAAUCUACUUGCACAACUUCCAUAAUCCAAUCCGAAGCCUUGAUUAAGCUAAAGAAUUCGUUUACCAACACAACCGCUCUUAGUUCUUGGUUGCCUGGAUCAGCUCCUUGUGACCGAGGCGCUCAGUGGGAUGGACUUCUUUGUAGCAAUGGCGUUGUCAUCGGUCUUCGCCUUGAGAAUAUGGGUUUAUCAGGAAAAAUUGAUGUUGAUGCAUUGGUUGCUAUGUCAGGACUCAGGAGUGUAAGCUUUGAAUAUAAUUCUUUUUCCGGUUUGAUUCCUGAAUUCAGUCGUUUAGGCUAUUUGAAGAAUAUAUACUUGACAGGUAACCAGUUCUCAGGUGAGAUCCCACCAGAAUUCUUCUUGAGAAUGGAAUCCUUGAAGAAAGUUUCGCUUUCAAAAAACAAGUUUUCGGGAAACAUUCCAUUAACAUUACUGCAUUUGUCCAAUCUCAUUGAAUUGCGUCUUGAAGAUAAUCAGUUCACUGGGACUAUUCCAUCUGUAGAGGAAACAAGGUUGAAAUCUUUCAAUGUGUCGAAUAAUAAGUUAAGUGGGGUGAUCCCGCAAGGUUUAACAAAAUUCAACAAGAGUUCCUUCCAGGGAAAUGACGGUCUUUGUGGAGAAAAUAUUGGAAAAGUGUGUAAUGCAGCUAAUACUCCAAUUGAAACAUUAGAUCCAGGGGCCUUCGCCACAACCAGUGCUAUGAACAUUACGAAAAACGAUGCUAUUAGCAUUAAAAAGACAGGUGCAGGGAUUAUAGUAUUGGCCUUGAUGUUUCUUUGUGUAGCAGUUAUGAUCAUACUUAAAAUGAGAAAAAAAGAAGAAGAAGAUUUUGAAGCUGGUGGAAUGGACAAUACUACUACUGAUCAGGAGGCAGCUGAAACAGUAGAAGUGCAAGUUUCUAUGCCAGUUCUGCUGAAGGAAGUGGACCUAAACAAAAAACCAGGACCGAGUCGAAGAGCACCAGCUACUGCCAAGGGAGGUAUAGGUGAAUUAAUAAUCAUGAAUAAUGAAAAGGGUGCUUUUGGGCUGAUAGAUUUGAUGAGAGCUGCUGCAGAAGUGCUUGGAAAUGGGGGAUUGGGAUCUUCAUAUAAAGCUCUGAUGGAUAAUGGUGUAACUGUGGUGGUCAAGAGAUUGAGAGAAAUGAAUGCGUUGGGGAAAGAUGGAUUUGAUGCGGAGAUCAGAAGGCUGGGAAGUCUAAGGCAUCAUAAUAUUUUGCCACCGUUGGCUUUUCAUUAUCGGAAAGAUGAGAAGCUGUUGAUCUAUGAGUACAUCCCCAAAGGAAGUUUGCUUAAUUCGUUGCACGGUGAUAAGGGAUCUUCACAUUGUGAGCUAAAUUGGCCUGAUCGUCUCAAGAUUGUUCAAGGAAUUGCUAGAGGUUUGGGUUAUCUGCAUACUGAACUUGCUUCCUAUGACUUGCCUCAUGGAAAUCUCAAAUCAAGCAAUGUCCUUCUUACUCCUGAUAACGAAUCAUUGCUUUCAGAAUAUGGAUUCAGUCCACUAACCAAUCCUUCAGUUAUAGGACAAGCUCAAAUUGCCUAUAAGGCCCCAGAAAUUGCAAAAUUUGGAAUAUCCCCUAAAUGCGACGUAUACUGUUUAGGACUAAUCAUUCUUGAAAUCCUCACUGGAAAAUACCCAUGUCAAUAUAUUAACAAUGACAAAGAAGGGAUUGAUCUAGUUCAAUUUGUGGAACCAGCAAUUUCUGCAGGGAAAGAAUGUGAAAUACUUGACCCUGGAAUUGCAAGCUCUUCAAAUUCACUUGGUGAUAUGAAGCAACUCCUUCAUAUUGGAGUUCAUUGUGCUGCAAAUAAUCCUACGCAACGGUUAGACCUAAGAGAAGCUAUUCGAAGGAUAGAGUCGAUAAAACUGGAGAUUACAGCCCCAGAUUCCAGAACAGUAGAAGUACUACCAUCACUUAAAGAUAGCUAUGCAGAUGCUCCUGCUGCUAGUACUAGUACUAGUACUAGUACUAGUACUCAACAAGGUCAUGCUCAGAAAACUAGAAAGGAAUAUGGAUCACAGAGCUUUACUGAUAGUGAACUAUUUUCCUUUGCAUCUCCUCGCUCAAACUUAAGCAAUGAGAAAUAGAAAUGAAACAUCACAGAACAUAAUCAUCAGUUUCUGAAGCAGCAUCUGC
Molecule: messenger RNA, 2428 nt
Organism: Manihot esculenta (cassava)
Lineage: Eukaryota; Viridiplantae; Streptophyta; Magnoliopsida; Malpighiales; Euphorbiaceae
Product: pollen receptor-like kinase 3
Exons: 2
Coding region: 235-2379 (714 amino acids)
Biological process (GO): protein phosphorylation
Molecular function (GO): protein kinase activity; protein binding; ATP binding
Source: RefSeq, a predicted model, not a curated record